Molecule: messenger RNA, 1775 nt
Organism: Saccostrea cuccullata (small rock oyster)
Lineage: Eukaryota; Metazoa; Mollusca; Bivalvia; Ostreida; Ostreidae
Exons: 5
Coding region: 259-609 (116 amino acids)
Source: RefSeq, a predicted model, not a curated record
AAUUUUCUUCGAAGUUUUGGAGAAUUCACCUUAGAUGUAAGAAAGUCCCGUGAGUCUGACUAUAGAGUUUGAAGAAAGAGAAAUGAAUGAAGCCGCGGUAGUCAAUAUAUAGCAAUGUCUCGAUCGACUGGAUGCAGCAUUUAUCAGUGUUUAUUGCAAGUAGGAGCCAUCAACUAAGUAUUCCAUUUGUCUUGUUUACAAAAGAAUGGGUCUAACAACUGCAUCAGCAUAAUAUUUUGAGAAAGUGUUUGAAGAAAUAUGGAUAGAAUACCGACAAUAAAGGAAAUAAAUGAACUACUUCAGGACACAAAAAGUAAGACAAGAUUAAAAAAUGCAGCCCUUGUUGGGGUAAUCGACUAUUUAAGUGCCGGGUUUGAAAUAGGAGCAAUUGACUUGGAAUCAAAGUGUGUGAAAGGGGUGAUAUGCCGAAUUUCAGGACUUGAAAAUGAACUCUGUGCCUACGAACUAACUUUAAAGAAUUAUAUAUCUAGUAUACGAGUACCCAAGAGAUUCCCAAAAGGUGGUCCACAUCCCCAAUCAAAGACGGACAGUGGUAUAGAUAUAGGGCAAGAUCUAGAAACUGUGGAUAUCGAAGAUUCGACUUUUUGAAAUACUUAUUAAAAGCGCUGGAAGAGAAAACUUUUGUUUACAAUAUUCUUUUUCCCCAUCUUAACUUGGCGCAACUUCCCAAGUAUAUUAUUCUUAAGGAAAUCCUGUCAUAACGAAACAAGUCAUUAGAUUUUUUCCCCAAAAAUGUUAUUGAUUUUAUAAUAAAAUUUCAGAUGUUGAACAUAAAUUUUCAACAUUCGAUUUAUAAAAGAAAUAAGCCAUGUGGAAAAUUCAGACAAUGCAAUACUUUCCUUAUUCCUUUGAAUCAGUUUGAUUUGUAUUUGAAAGGAUCUUUUGAAUGAGGAAUAGUAAACAUACUUACAGUGUACCGGUAUUUUAAAGGUAACCUUAUUUACACCUUUUUUGCUGCUUUUUAUCCACUGUUUUUGUACGACCUGAUAUAUGAUUUAAGCUUAUAAGUGUCUUUAAAAAAACUUAAGCGCCAAGUAAUGAUUGCGCUAAUAAGUGUAAGAGAACUAGAUUGCUCAGUUAUGAGUACAGUAUUCAGGAUUUUGUGUAUGUGUGUGUACACAGAUGUUACAUGUAUGUAAUUAAUAAUAUAAUACUAUAAUUGUUAAAUGAAAUAAAUUGCAAGAUUGUUUUAGUUUAAGUAACAGUUUUUUUUUAGCUCACUUGAUAGAAGCUAAAGUGAGGGGUUUUUUUUUUAAUAAUUGUCUGACGUCUGUUUGUCAGUAGUUGACCUGCUUUUACGAGUACUCUUAUGAAGCAGAAUUCAUUCAAAAAUUUCAAAGUUAUUAAUUAUUCAUAGCAAAUCGCUGGUGUCAACCCGUGUCCUUUCAUGUAAACCUUAUGGUGUCAACCCAGGUAUCUCGAAAUUAACGCAAGUACAUGUAUCUCAAAAUUUAGUGGUUAUAAAUUCCUGAUGGUGUCAACCCUGGAGUUCAUUUUUAUUUUUCUAUAUGUGAGUAGCCCCCAAGAAGGCCGAAGAUGUAAUGUAUAAAUGAGACGUACGACAGAUUUGUUUUUGUGUAUGUUUUAGCAUGUUUUGAAAGAUUGUGAACAUAAUAGUUUUAUGUUUUGAUUUGUUUUUAAUAAAUGUUGAAAUUUCAAUUGCUCUUAUUAUAUGUAUGAACAUGUAGGCUUCAGAAACAAGGUCUCUUCACAAACUGUUGGAAUUUCGAGGACCACAAAUUAUGUUUCAUUAU